AUGCCACUGCCACUACCACCCCAACGCUCCAGACGUGAGACUAAGAAAUCUCAGUCCAGCAAAAUUGUGCCCAGUGAUCAUGGCCCAUCUGAAAAGAGAGAGGAGAAUUACCAAGCAAAGAUAUCUCCAUCUUCACCUCAGGGGCCACUCAAAAAGAGGUCAGCUUUUGAAGAUCUCACCAAUGCUUCUCAAAGUCAACCUGCCAAACCCAAGAAAGAAGCCAGUAAUGAGUUUGUUAAAGAUGUUUCCAAGAAGAUAAACAGGAACAUACGUGCUCGUGGGUAUAAUAAGCUGGAACUCUCACCAGUAGUAGUCUCAACCACCAUGGUACCAAAUAUUAUAGAUAAACCAUUCAUUCUGGAGAUAUCUACCAGCUCCAAGACACCCACUACUGAGGAGGCAUCUCUUUUCAAAAAGCCAUUCAUUUUAAAAGAGGAACCCACUACUGAGGAUACAAUCCUCAUCAAGAGGUCAUUAAAGAAGAGCACAAAUCAGAGGGAGGUGUCCCUCUUAGAGAAGCCACUAUCCUUGCAGGAGGAGACUGACAGUGAUGUUGUAGAGCCAGUGACUUCUGGGGAGAAGCAUAAAACUGAGAAGGCAACCCCCACCAAGAAGCUGUUAUCUUUAAAGAAAAAGUGUACCACUCAGGGGAAGAUGUCCUGUAUGAAGAAGCCACUAGUAUUGCAGAAGAUCACCUCUGAAGAGAAGUCACUCGCUAAGGAGCUGUUGUCUUUUAAGAGAAAGCCUACCACUGAGAAGGACUGCCUUUUCCAGGAGCCAUCUGCAUUGCCAAAGAAGCACACCACUGAACAAGAGGUGUCCAUCUUGAAGAAAUCAUUGGCCUUUCAGGAGAAGAUUGACACUGAAGAGGAUUCCGUCUUUAAGGAACCAUUGGCUUUUAAGAAACAACCUACCACAGUGGAGACAACCCUCACCACAAGGCCAUUAUCUUUAAAGAAGAAGUGCACUACUCAGGGGAAGAUAGCCCACUUGAAGAAGCCAUUAGUAUUGCAGAAGACCAUCUCUGGAGAGAAGGUACUCAUUAAGGAGUCAUCGUCCUUUAAAAAGAAGCCUACCACUAAGGAGGAGUCCCUCUUCCAGGAGCUAUCUGUGUUGCAAGAGAAGCACACCACUGAUGGGGAGGUUACCCUUUUGAAGAAGCCAGAGGCAUUGCAGGAGAAAAAGGAUGGUGAAGAUGAAUUUCUUAUGGAGCCAAUUUCCUCAAGGAAGAAGCAUACUACUAAGGAGGCAACCCUUUCCAAGAAACCAUUACCUUUAAAGAAGAAGCAUAGUACUCGGGGGAAGAGGUACUGCUUGAAGAAGCCACUAGUAUUACAGAAGACCACCUCUGAAGAGAAGUCACUCAUCAAGGAGCCGUUAUCCCUUAAGAAGAAGCCUACCACUAAGGAGUCCCUUUUCCAAGAGGCAUCAGCAUUGCAGGAGAGGCACACCACUCAGGAGGAGUUGUCCAUCUUGGAGAAGCCAUUGGUCUUGCAAAAGACUCCAACUGCAGAGGAGUCCCUUUUAAGGGAGACUUUGGCUUUUAACAAGAAGCGUGCCAUUGAGGAGGCAACCUCCUCUAAUAAGCUGUUGUCUUUAAAGAAGAAGUGUACCAGUCAGGGUAAGAUGUCCUGUUUGACCAAGCCACUAGUAUUGCAGACCAUUUCUGAAGAGAAGUCACUCAUUAAGGAGCCAUUAUCCUUUAAAAAAAAACCUACCACUGAGGAGGAGUCCCUCUUGAAGAAACCAUCUGCACUGCAAGAGAAGCACACUAUUCAGGGGGAUGUGGUCCUCUUAAAGAAGCUAUGGGCAUUGCAGGAGAAUAUAGACAGUAAACAUGAAUUUCUUAUGGAGCCAGUGUCAUUUAGGAAGAAACAUACCACAGAUGUGGCAGUCUCUACCAAGGAGUCAUUAUCUUUAAAGAAGAAAAGGUGUACCACUCAAAUGAUGAUGCCUAUCUUCCAAGAACAGUUGGACUUGCAGAAUAUGAUUGGUGAAGGUGAGGACUCCUCCUUUAUGGAGCCAAUGUCAUUUAGGAAGAAGUCUUCAACUGAUGAGACAAUUCUAACCAAGACACCGGUAUCUUUAAAAAAGAGGCAAAUCACUCAGGGGAAGAUGUUCCUCUUAAAGAAGCCACUGGUCAUAGAGAAGACUACCUCUGAAGAGGAGUCACUCUUUAAGGAGCUGUUGCCCUUUAAAAAAAAGUCUACAACCGAAGAGUUCCUCUUCCAGGAUCCAUCUGUACUGAAAGAGAGGCACAUCACUCUGCAAGAGGUGUCCCUCUCAAAGAAGCCAUUGGCCUUGCAGGAGAAUAUCACCACUGAAGAAGAAUCAUAUAUUAAGGAGCCAUUGACCUUGGAGGAGAGGUCUACCACUGAGGAGGAAUUCCCCUUUCAGGAGCCAUUUUCAUUGCAUGUUAAACCUACCAACAAAGAUGAGUCCCUCUUCAGGAAGUCUUUUGCCUUGCAGAAGAAGACUGAUAACAAAGAGGACUCCUUGAAGGCACUGUUAGCUUUGCAGGACAAAAGCACCACUGAAGAGGAAUUCCUUUUCAAGAAACCAUUGGUUCUGAAGGAAGAGCUCUCCACUGAGGUGGCAGUGAGCAUAGAGGGGCAAUUAACUUUAAAGAAGAAGCCCACUGCUCAGGGGGAGGUGUUCCUCUUGAAAAAGCAGUUGGCCUUGCAAGAAAACAUCACCAUUGAAGAGGAGUCCCUUAUUAAGCAGCCACAGGCCUUGCAGGAGAAGCCCAGCAUUGAAAAGGAGACCAUCCUGAGGGAGGAGUCCUUGGCCUUGCAGGAGAAGCCCACGAGUGAGAAAGAGACCCUCUUCGAGGAGCCCUUGGCCUUGCAGGAGAAUCCCACAAUUGAGGAGGAGGCUAUCCUGAAGGAGCCCUUGGCCUUGCAGGAGAAGCCCAGCAGUGAGGAAGACUUGUCUUCCAAGGAGCCAUUGGCUUUGCCAAAGAAUCUCACUCACAAAGAAGACACCUUUCUCAAAGAUUUCAUCAUCCUCCAAGUUGAAACCAGCCCACAUGUGUCUACCACUGCCCCUGACUCUAGAACAGGCUUGUCCAGCACUGUCACCAUGUCCAGUGUGGGCAAGUUCAGUACCACAAGCCAGUCCAGUACUUGUGAAUCCAGUUCCAAUGAACCUUUCUCAUCUCAGGAAAAGAGAUCAGAGAAGGAGAUGACCCCACUGGAGGAUAUUGACAAGGACCACAGUGAUCCAUUUUUCAACUCAAUAUAUGCUAAGGAUAUCUUCAGUUACAUGAAGGAGAGAGAGGAAAAGUUCAUACUUAAAAAAUACAUGACCAGGCAGAGUGAUAUCAACAGUGACAUGAGGGCCAUUCUCGUGGACUGGUUGGUGGAGGUGCAGAUGACCUUUGAGAUGAGUCAUGAGACCCUGUACUUGGCAGUGAAGCUGGUAGAUCACUACCUUAUGGAGGUAAUAUGCAAGAGGGACAAGCUACAACUCCUUGGUUCCACUGCUUUUCUGAUUGCAGCAAAAUUUGAGGAGCCCAGCCCACCUUGUGUGGAUGACUUCCUGUACAUCUGUGAUGAUAUUUAUAAGCGAGAUGAGAUGCUCGCCAUGGAAAUCAGCAUCCUAAAAACCCUCAAAUUUGAUAUCAACAUUCCCAUCGCCUAUCAUUUUCUGCGCAGAUAUGCUAAGUGUGUCCAUGCCAGCAUGAAGACACUGACCUUGUCCCGCUUCAUCUGUGAAAAGACCCUGCAGGAAUACGACUAUGUCCAGGAGAGGGCUUCCAAGCUAGCUGCUGGCUCCUUCCUCCUGGCCCUCUACAUGAAGAAGCUCGGACACUUGGCUCCUACCCUGGAGUAUUACAGUGGCUACAAGACCUCUGAUCUUCACCCCUUGGUCAGGCAGCUGAACAUCCUGCUGACUUUGCGUUUGUGCAAUAGGCUCAAGACUGUGCAUUCCAAGUAUUCCCACCAGGUCUUCUUUGAAGUCACCAAAAUCCCGCCCUUGGACGUGUUGAAACUGGAGGAGAUUUUGAACUGCGCUAAUUCUGAGGCUGAGGGUCUGGUACUCUGGCAGCAGCCACCGGGGCCAGGCAGGCAUGUAAAUAAGCUGUAUUUAUUCUGUCCUUGAAUUUGUCUUUUCAUCACUUUUCUUCAUUUUUACUGUUUGUCUAUUCCCAAACUGAUAAUGUUGUAAAUAUUUGUGUUUUUUUAUGAAAGAGAAGAAAUUAUUGUUGUAUUUGAUUAGAAAUUUAAUAAAAAUUAAUGGUUGUUGUUAAAA
Lipotes vexillifer (Yangtze River dolphin) is the source of this 4254-nucleotide messenger RNA. RefSeq names its product cyclin B3 (gene CCNB3). The record is from RefSeq and is a predicted model, not a curated record. NCBI's taxonomy places the organism in Eukaryota, Metazoa, Chordata, Mammalia, Artiodactyla, Lipotidae.